UGUUUUCAAGAAAAAAGUUGAGGUCAAUGAGUUGGCUUGGGGGCCAGUCUUUAGGCUUUUGCUGUGCCUGUGUGGAAUUCAACAGUGUCACUUUAGAGAGACACUGAUGUUUUUGGGCAGAAGUGCUAGAAGAAGGGGCAGGCGUAAGGACAAGAAUUAAAGAACAUUGAGAGAAAUGAAAGGAGGAGGUGGAUACUCAGGAGAAGAUGCGAUGUGACAAGUAGAAAAGACCUAUCUGUAGAAUGACACAAGGGAAGAGGAAAGCUUAACAUAGAAGAGAUGUGUAAAUGGGCUGAAACUAGUUAAAACUAGCUGCUGGAUGGAGUUGAAAGAUUUCACUGGACAAAAUGUGUCUUUGCAACACUUUAUAUACUAGGUGAUGGUAUUUUUCUGUUAACAGUUUGAGAAAUACAUGACUGUCCGUGCAUGGAAAUUAAACUCACCAUGCAAUGAUAUGCAACUGACUUCUUCCCUCAGAUAUGCCAAGCAUCUCCUUCUGCAAUUUAACUUCUUAAAAAUCAUCUUUACUUAGUCUGUGUAAUAGGCUUUCUUUCUCCCAUCCUCAAGUUUGGUGGAUAUGUUUUACUAUUUGUUUAUCUGACCAUCAUUUUUCAUGCCUCCUAUCUCUUACAAACAUGAGUAUCUUUAUCAGAACCUCCCACUUUUUUUUUUCCCCCUACUUUAAACUGCACUUUAAAGAUAACUUCUGGGAAGCACUGUAAUGUGAGGUUUACUUAAUCCAUGCAUGUGUUCUUUUUCUCUCAGCUUCUUUUUCCCUCACCAGAUAAUGCAAAAAUUAAUAGCUCUUCUAUGAUCGUAAAUUUGUAGGGGUGCAAGAAAGUACUGGAAAUUCAUCUGUCCUUUGGUUGCCACGUAAAUCUGAAGGAGCAUGAGCCUAAAACAGGGCAAUGAGGUGACUUUAGCAAAGGUAGUGGAAUAUUACUUCUGAAUUAAGGGGAUUGUGUAUCAAGCAUGUUUUAAAGAGGGGCAGUCUUGAUCUUGGUCUCUUUGUAUCAAGCACAAAUCUCUGUGAGGCAGGAUCUUAGGUCCAGUUACUGCAGGAUGUUUUCAUUCAUGUCUAAGAAACUAUAAAUUUUAAAGGUGAUGCUAGGAAAGGUAACAAUAGUUGCAGAGGAUAGAAGUUGAAUUUAAAGUUAAUUAGGAGACAUUAUCUGGAAAAAAACAGCAGGUGGUUUGUUAGGGACAACCGCAAGCUACAGCAUGUUAAUAAAAAUGGUCAACUCUACCUCCUCUAUGGAGACUAGACCAUAAUCAUGAAGAAGAGGAUCCAAAUGUGAUAGUAGAUCACAACAUAAAUAUCAGACAUGAUAAAGCAUGUGAAGUAAUCCUGCUUUAUUUGAUGCUGUUGGGGCCUCAAGUAGAGCACUGUGCUUGGUUUUGGGCACUGUACUUUGAGAAAGAUGUGGCCGAACUAGAGAAAGUUCAGAAGGGGAUAUGAAGAAUGAUCAGAGGUCUAGAAAAGCGAAAGCCUGGAAGAAAGGGGUCCAUUUAGUCUACAGAAGGAAAAGCUGAGUAGAGAUGCAAGUCUUAAGCUGCAUAAAAGUGUUUAUUAUUACAUAAAGCUGUAAACUUUGCUUUAUCCACUGGGAAUAAGACAAAGAAAUGGUCUUAAAUUAUAGGAAGAAAGAUUUUAGGAUGCUAUUUGAUCUUACACUUCCCCUUCAUCCUGUAGUUCAUUCACGUAUUUUUUCUCCUCUGUUGUUUAUAAUGUGGCACUUUUAUAGCUUAAAGUCAUAAGCUGGUAUGAUGGAAGCAUCUGAACAGGGGGAAGGAAUAGGGAAGGAGAGGUUGUUUGUCUGACAGCUGGUUUUCUGUCAGGUCAACUUCUUUAACCUACUCGCCCUCUGACUGCAUCACCACUGGAUUCAAUGGGAGGGAAAUAGCAGGAGCACAUGGCAAGGGGGGAGUGGGAUUAUAUGUAACGUCAAACUGCACCCUCAGGCUAGAUAUUAGGAUAAUCUGCCUAAUGGCAAAGAUAAUGAAGCACUGAAAUAGGCUGCCUGAGGAGGGUGUGACAUCUACCUCAGUGGUGUUUUUUUAAGAACAAACUAGACACACAUCUACUGGGAGUAAUUCUGACGCAGUCUGGCUUUUUGCCCGUGGCUGGGGUCAACUAAGUGAUCAACUUCUUGAAAUACUGUCCAAUCCCACUUUCUGUGAUUUGUGCAACUUUUUUAGUAGAUACAAGCAAUAAGAUUAAUCUUUUAGGUUUUGAUUUAGAAGUGUUUCCCACUUGCCAUGUAGGCUCUUCAGUGACUGGGCCUGAUAUAUGGGAGACAAAGAGGAGUAGCGGUCUUGAGCUUUGUCCACAAUCAGCAAGAUUAAUGCAUUUUAAAACCGCGGUUUAUAAGUCCUGACUGGUGUGAUUGUUGAAGUGCUUCUGGUAGCACACAAGUGCUCAGGUGUGUUUCAUGAGCUAUGCAGAUACUGCUUAGAUUUGCUUUUGGUAAGGGUAUGUUCUGGCCCCCUUCAAAUAAUUUUAGGACUAAAAGAACAGUCCUGGACUACAGGUAGGCUAACUGUGAGGUAGACUCUUCUUACAAAUUUAAUUGUGUAUAAAUUUAGUGAUUACCUAUUUAGAAGGUAAUCAGAUCAGGAAAUUUUUUUGGAAAGAACUAGUCCAAAAGCAGGGCAAAACUAGAAUGCUUCGGUUUAGGAACUGUGGAAGUAGUGUUUGUGCUGAAAUAUAUGCCAUGCUGAUUCAUUUGGGACCUGUAAUCUAGAAUAGGCAUAUUCUACCUAUAGUGUUUGUGCUACUUAAAACAACCCAUCCCCCACCCCCCCAACCAAAAAAAAACCCAAAAGAAAUAACUUUUGGGGGGGAGCCCUUCUUUUUUUUUUUCUUUUUUUUCUUUUUUUUUUCCCCCUGAAUCUUGGGGUGUGCAGCAUGCACAAACCAUUCUGAAGUGGGCAGACCGUGAAGAAGACAAGGCACUUUUUAUUCUUCUGGGAGGUCCACUUUGGGUCAACAGAAACUAGAAGACUGUCAAAUGUGAACACAAAGUGUUUGUCUACUCAAGAAUCUAUUUCAGGAUAACUAUCCCAAGAUUUGAAAUGCAAACUUUCUUUUUAGGAGGAGAUGACCGCCGGGUUUUACUUUGGCAUAUGGAAGAAGCCAUCCACUCAAGAGUCAAACCAGUUCAGCUGAAAGGGGAGCAUCACUCUAAUAUCUUCUGCCUAGCUUUCAACAGUGGCAAUACAAAAGUGUUCUCUGGAGGCAAUGAUGAGCAAGUUAUACUCCAUGAUGUUGAAAGCACUGAGACCUUGGAUGUGUUUGCCCAUGAAGAUGCAGUGUAUGGCCUUUCAGUGAGCCCAGUAAAUGACAACAUCUUUGCCAGUUCAUCAGAUGAUGGCCGGGUUCUUAUUUGGGACAUCCGAGAGUCUUCCCAUGGAGAGCCCUUCUGCUUGGCACACUACCCAUCAGCCUUUCACAGUGUGAUGUUUAAUCCAGUAGAACCUAGAUUACUGGCCACUGCCAACUCUAAGGAAGGUGUGGGACUCUGGGAUAUUCGUAAACCUCAGAGUUCACUGCUCCGCUAUGGUGGAAACCUCUCCCUUCAGAGUGCCAUGAGUGUCCGGUUCAACAGCAAUGGAACCCAGCUGCUGGCACUGCGUCGGCGCCUUCCCCCAGUCCUCUAUGACAUCCACUGCCGGCUGCCUGUCUUCCAGUUUGACAACCAAGGGUACUUCAACUCAUGUACCAUGAAGAGCUGCUGUUUUGCAGGUGAUCGUGAUCAGUACAUCCUGUCGGGCUCUGAUGACUUCAAUUUGUAUAUGUGGAGGAUUCCUCCAGAUCCAGAAGCAGGUGGCAUUGGCAGGGUCGUCAAUGGUGCUUUCAUGGUAUUGAAAGGUCAUCGGUCAAUUGUAAACCAAGUCCGCUUUAAUCCUCACACUUACAUGAUAUGUUCUUCUGGUGUUGAAAAAAUUAUAAAGAUAUGGAGUCCGUACAAGCAGCCUGACUGCACAGGGGAUCUGGAUGGUAGAAUUGAGGAUGAUUCACGUUGCCUCUACACUCAUGAAGAGUACAUCAGUCUUGUCUUGAACAGUGGUAGUGGUUUGUCCCAUGAUUAUGCCAACCAGUCAGUCCAGGAAGAUCCGCGGAUGAUGGCCUUUUUUGACUCCCUGGUGCGCCGGGAGAUUGAGGGAUGGAGUUCUGACUCAGACAGUGACCUCAGUGAGAGCACAAUCCUGCAGCUCCACGCAGGAGUAAGUGAACGCUCUGCUUACAGUGAGUCGGAGUCCUCCGCCUCUUUGCAUCACUCCCCACCACAUGUGGCUGAAGAGUCUGAUGAAACUGCCUAUAACUUAAGGGCCUUAAGAUCAACUGAAUCCCCCUCAGCCAGAGAAGACGUGGCUUCCCGUCAGCAGAGGCUCUCUGCACUGAGAAAGUAUCAGGAUAAACGUCUCCUGGCCCUUUCCAAUGAGUCUGACUCUGAUGACAAUACCUGUGAGGCAGAACUAGAUACAGACCUUUUCCCACGGCCGCGGUCCCCGAGUCCUGAGGAGAAUGAAUCCAGCAGUUCCAGCAGCAGCAGCAGUACAGAAGAUGAAGAGGAAUUGAAUGAACGACGCACAUCUAUGAGGCAACGCAAUGCGCUGAGGCGCCGACAGAAGGUGCAAAAGGAGGAAAGGACUAGCACUAACACGGAGAAUGUGACCCCCUACAUAGGUGAGGACAUCUAUGAUUACCCACAGAUCAAAGUAGAUGACCUUUCUUCUUCUCCAGCUUCUUCACCAGAAAGGAGUUCAGCCAUCAAAGAAGUUCACAAAGAAAGGAUGUCUCCUUGUUCAGACAGUGAAUCAGUGGAGAGAAAGAUUUACAAAGCUUACAAAUGGCUUCAUUAUUCUUACAUAUCAUAUUCAGCUAGUAAAGAUGGUGAAUCCUCCAGAGGAGAUGGAGAGAAUGAUGAUGGGAAACCAGGAACUAGUGGAAGGCACAGUACAGCACACUUGCUAAAUAAGGAAGAUGCUAGGAACUUGAGUUCAGUAGUUCCUCAAGGUUCCCCAGCUCUUUCUACUGAAAGCCGCAACAAAGAACCUUUAAAAGAAUGUGGCUUGAUAGAAAAUUCUAGUAAUGGUCAAGCUCAUGAAUGUGACAAUCAGCGGCAUAUGGAGGGUCAAGAAAACACAUCUGAAGACACUAGCAGUGGAGGUAUAGAGCAUUCUUUUGAGACUAAAAAGCUCAAUGGAAAAGCUAACUGCAAAGGGCUAAAUAGUUGUACUGAAGAACCUUGCAUUCAGACUGGAGGACUUGUGGAACAGAAAAAUAGUCAGAACUGUCAACCAGCAUCAAGCCAUCACUCACUGGUCCCUCCGUUCUCCACUGUUGCCAUCCAUAGCGUGUCGGGUCACUGCUCCAGAAACCAGACUGAUGACAGUGAGGAGAGGAGCCUCGACACCUCCUGUGUUAACCACAAUAACGGCCACUUGCAUCUUCGCCCUUCAUGCUUCAACAAUGGACAGAGUUUUGGGGAGCAGGAGACUGUGACGCAAGGACUACAGGUGCACUCAAAUGCUGAUAAUGGCAACCUUGUACAGAUGGGCGUGACCUUGCACAAAGACUGCUGCCUGUCUGAAAUGGACUCCAACAGCUACAAUGUGAGCACAAGAGAGGAUACUGCUGACUUCCAUCCGAUGGGCAGUGAGAGCACUCAGUCUCUCGGAGGACUGAAAAGACACAGAGCGGAGUUGGAAGAUGCAGAUUCAGAGUCUUCAUCCUUAGAAAAGAAGUUAAAAACAUGAUAAAUGCAAAUGUCUGUCGUAGUGUGCACUCUCAAAAAAAAAAAAAAGGAAAAAGAAAGUAUUAAAGGCACAUAGAGCUUGGGUCUGACACAUUGCGUUUGAUUCUCCAUUCCAUUCUUCAGUGGGUCUGUUUUAGAUUGCCAAUGGUUCAUGCUGUAUAAAAUCCAACUUACUCCUUAAUGAGACUGAGUCUAGUGUACCCAUACAAGGUUCUGUUUAAAGUAAAUCCUUAUUAAGACGGUUGACUGAA
Molecule: messenger RNA, 6013 nt
Organism: Grus americana (Whooping crane)
Lineage: Eukaryota; Metazoa; Chordata; Aves; Gruiformes; Gruidae
Gene: DCAF5
Product: DDB1 and CUL4 associated factor 5
Exons: 9
Coding region: 3076-5763 (895 amino acids)
Biological process (GO): negative regulation of fatty acid biosynthetic process
Cellular component (GO): cytoplasm; Cul4-RING E3 ubiquitin ligase complex
Molecular function (GO): protein binding
Source: RefSeq, a predicted model, not a curated record